AAGUUACGUCUAAAUCCCGACCGAAAAAAAAAGUUACUCCAUUCUGAAAGGAAAAUUACAGAUUUCCCAUGGUUCCACCUCUGAGCUUUUUGUGAACAAUCAAUGAAUCCAAGACCCAAACUCAGAUCACCACCACUGCCCUCUCCCCCCUCUCCCAAAUCCCUAACCCCAAAUCUCAACAACAAAAUGCCCCCCAGAAAAUUAACUCUCAAACCCACUACUCUUACACUUGCCACCACUUUGUUCUCAAUCUUAGCUUUAUAUGCUUUCUUGAACAACUUCAUCUUCCCUAACCCACCAAACAAUUCCACUACAAGAAACUCUUUAUUUGGUUUCAGAGAUAAAAAUACCCAGAAUUUUCCACCCGUGAAAGUAUAUAUGUAUGAUCUGCCUAGGAAGUUUACAUAUGGGGUUAUCGUGAGCUAUGCAUUAGCAAGGGGAGGUGAGAAACAGAGUGAUGAUUCGUUGCUUAAGUAUCCUGGGAAUCAGCAUUCUGCUGAGUGGUACUUGUUUUCUGACCUGAACCGGCCGAGUCGAGAACGGGUUGACUCGGCGUUCACUCGGGUUUUGGACCCUGAGGAAGCUGACCUUUUUUACGUCCCCUUCUUCUCGUCGUUGAGCCUUGUGGCCAAUCCGAUUCGACCCGGUACAGUUGUUGCACCCGGGGAUAGGCCUGUAUACAGUGAUGAGGAAAUGCAGGAGUCUUUAAUUGAAUGGUUGGAGCAGCAGGAGUAUUGGAAAAGGAACAAUGGCUGGGAUCAUGUGUUUAUAUGCCAGGAUCCUAAUGCUUUAUACAAGGUUGUAGAUAGGGUGAAGAACGGGGUGCUGUUAGUUUCUGAUUUUGGAAGAUUGGCUCGUAAUCAAGCAUCACUUGUUAAGGAUGUCAUCUUGCCCUACUCACAUCGGAUCAAUACAUAUACUGGGGAUAUUGGCGUUGAAAAUCGGAAUUCCUUGCUCUUCUUCAUGGGCAAUCGAUAUAGAAAGGAGGGAGGAAAGAUUCGUGAUUUGCUUUUUCAAUUACUUGAGAAAGAAGAAGAUGUCAUCAUAAAACAUGGUGCACAAUCUAGGGAGAGCCGUCGUGAGGCAAGAAAAGGGAUGCACACUUCAAAAUUUUGUUUGCAUCCAGCUGGUGAUACUCCAUCAGCUUGCCGACUUUUUGAUGCUAUUGUGAGCUUGUGCGUCCCUGUAAUCAUCAGUGAUUACAUUGAAUUGCCAUUUGAGGAUGUUAUAGACUACAAGAAAAUUGCAGUUUUUGUAGACUCUAACACAGCUGUGAAGCCGGGGUUCUUGGUUAAAAAGCUAAGGAAAGUACGCAUGGAGAGGAUUUUGGAAUUCCAACGGGAGCUGAAAAAGGUGAAGCAUUACUUUGAAUAUGAGGACCCAAAUGGAACAGUAAAAGAAAUUUGGCGACAGGUUUCUUUGAAGUUACCGCUUGUUAAGUUAAUGAUAAAUCGUGACAAGCGACUGGUGAAAAGGGAGCUCACUGAACCAGAUUGUUCUUGUCUGUGUUCAAACCAGUCAGGGAUCUUGACAACAUUAUGAUCCACACUGGCGACAUUUUCUCAAUCACCUUUCACUCUGAACAUAUUGGAUCAUCUGAGAAUGUCUGCUCAUACCUUGAAGAUCCGAUUCUCGGGGAGAAGAUGGUAGAUCAAGAGUCUUGUGCUGUUAACUUGUAUCUGCGGAUAUUGCUGCUAUCUGCAUCCAUUAAUUUAAUAUCCCUGCUAAAUGGUAGAAAAUCCAGUUCAUGAUUUUAUAAGGAUCGGUCUAGUAUAUUUUGAUAUUUACAUAGUUUUACUUAUUCAUUUCACACUACCUGGAUGCAUCAUAUGCAUGUCUCUCGAGAAUUGCUGUGGCUAGAAGCAAUUCUGUCUGUAUUUACAUUGUUGUACAUCAUUAUAUAUAAAAUCACAGCUAUAUGUAGGUUUUUGCUUCCGAA
Nicotiana tabacum (common tobacco) is the source of this 1939-nucleotide messenger RNA. RefSeq names its product putative arabinosyltransferase ARAD1. NCBI's taxonomy places the organism in Eukaryota, Viridiplantae, Streptophyta, Magnoliopsida, Solanales, Solanaceae. Gene Ontology annotation, molecular function: glycosyltransferase activity. The record is from RefSeq and is a predicted model, not a curated record.